Podarcis raffonei (Aeolian wall lizard) is the source of this 1670-nucleotide messenger RNA. Its product is annotated as Golgi-associated RAB2 interactor protein 1A-like. NCBI's taxonomy places the organism in Eukaryota, Metazoa, Chordata, Lepidosauria, Squamata, Lacertidae. The coding region runs from base 486 to 1526 and encodes 346 amino acids. The transcript has 6 exons. Gene Ontology annotation, cellular component: nucleus. The record is from RefSeq and is a predicted model, not a curated record.
AAAAAAGGGAAACAUUGACAGCUAUGCCCCACUUGCUGGAAAGGGCUUUUGGUUUUUUGAAGGAAGGGUGACUGAUUUCAAAAGAUGCCUUAAGAAGAAACCAGCUGAGGUGCUCCUCCCCCCCAGAGGACAGGUAUAGAAAACCCCCAUGAAUGUUUAUGGUUGAAGAAGCAUUCUGUGCUACCCAGAAGCUUACUUCCAGAAGGGCAAAAAGGAACAGAAAUUCACAUACACAACACCCCAGCUGUGUUGCUGAUGCCUCUGCUGGGCAGCAACUGCUCCCUCCCAGGAACAGCCCCCCCCAGCUGGCCAGUGUGACAUCACAGCUUCAGCCAGGUAGCCCCGCCCCUCUGCAGGGUGUCAUCACUGAUGCUGCGGCAGCAGAGGAGCCCGGCUGCUGCUGGCUGGCUUGGCUGGCUGGGCCAGGGAGGGCCGAGAGUGGCAACGGAGGCCCCCCCGAGGCAUGCUCACCCCCUUGAGUGCCCAUGUCUAGAGGGGCCUUGGCUCGCAAGCACAGUGCUGGGGAGGAGCUGGGCCUGGAAGGGGGCUUGCUGUGCCAGCUGGUCCGCUCCCCGGAUUACAACCUGUUCCCCAACUCGGCGGUCUUUGAGAGCAACUUCAUCCAGGUGACCAAGAAGGGGAAAUGGGUGGACAUCACGAAUUCGCCCACCAUCGUGACCAUGGGAGUGACUUCCUCGGACCCCUGCCUGCCGCUCCCCAACGUCUUGCUGAUGGGGCGCCACAGGGUACCGAUCCGGAGGAGCCACAGCAAGGCUUUAAGGCGUCCCCCUCUAGAGCUGACCAGGCUGCUUCCCCUGCGCUACGUCCGCCUGUCCGUCCACGAUGAAGCCCAGCGCAUCCUGCGCAUUCAGACUGUGACGGGGAAGGUCUACUACCUGCAGCUGCACCAGGAGCACCCCCACGCCGUCUUUGCCCUGUGGAGCCGCCUGGCCGAGAUCCUGCAGAAGGGCCUCUCCAUCACCACCAAAGACCCCAACAUUCGCAUCCGCCACAGCUUGGUCCCCAGCGGCAGCAGCCCCUCCAGCAGCUCCUCCGGUGAGUACGUGGACAGGGCAACCCGGGGAAGGAGCGCAAUGAAGAAAGCCGGCAAGAAGGUGACGGGUGCCCUCGCCCACAUCUCGAAAAGCCCCCCGAAGGACAAAGGCAAGAGGAAGGUGUCCUUUCAGGGAGAUUACAAUGACGAACUCUCGGCUCUGUCCAAUGACAUUAAAGGGGCGCCUUUGCAGUGCGAUCUGAGCCCUCCCGCUUCCUUCACCCGCUUCCCUGUCCUCUGCCCCUCAGUGCUGUUCUACGACAUGCCCGCCCCCCUGGUUUGUGCCCGGUGCAAAGGGCGUCUCUCCAAGAUGUCCCGCCGGCACAGCCGAGAGCGCAGGCCCUCCGAGACGGAUUUGGACCUCCUGCCUUGGAUGGACAGCAGGAGCUACGGACUCUGGCAGCAAGAGACGCCUUCGUGGCUGCAGCCCCUCAACCGGCUGAGCAGCCUGGCUGCCGCAGGUCUGAAGUAGAGAGAUGGGCAGAGGCGCUUCGGCUCGGUCUGGGCACUGGAGAUGAAGGCUGGGCAGCGAUGCCACUGGGGAAACUGAGGCACCGGCUGGCAGAGACUAGAGAGAGAAAUCCAAAGCAUAAUAAAACUAUAUGGCUGGCUGUGA